Cylindrotheca closterium is the source of this 336-nucleotide messenger RNA. Lineage: Eukaryota; Bacillariophyta; Bacillariophyceae; Bacillariales; Bacillariaceae. The record is from the annotation of a GenBank genome assembly.
AUGCCGUCAACAACAUCUACUAGCAAGACCACAACCAAGGUGCCAGCAACUACCAAAAUCACCAGGAAUGAGCGCCAAGAACUUACCGGGUUGGCAAGAAACCUGCGAAGAGCCAAGAGACAGAUGUUCUUGAAGGAAGUAGAAGCACCUCAAACUUCCGUUGAAAGCUUCCGCGAGUUGGUGACAACUUCUGUCAUGUCUGAAGUGAUCGAAGAGUAUCUGAGCUCUGCUUCUAUGGAGUUCACAGAGAAGAAACUCACAGAAUCUCCCAACAAACGUGAUACUUCUCUAAAGAGCGAAGUGCGACAAGUGAAUGAAGGGCCUCGGGCCGCUUGA